This is a messenger RNA of Lagopus leucura (white-tailed ptarmigan), 1771 nucleotides long. It is a transcript of the gene VIPR1, whose product is annotated as vasoactive intestinal peptide receptor 1. Gene Ontology annotation, biological process: adenylate cyclase-modulating G protein-coupled receptor signaling pathway; cell surface receptor signaling pathway. The coding region runs from base 167 to 1507 and encodes 446 amino acids. Gene Ontology annotation, molecular function: peptide hormone binding; vasoactive intestinal polypeptide receptor activity; G protein-coupled peptide receptor activity. Gene Ontology annotation, cellular component: plasma membrane. The record is from RefSeq and is a predicted model, not a curated record. The transcript is spliced from 13 exons. Lineage: Eukaryota; Metazoa; Chordata; Aves; Galliformes; Phasianidae.
CCGUGCGGAGCCGUGCGGAGCCGUUUCCGUCCCUCUGUCUCUCUCUCCGUCUCUCUGUUCUCUCACCGUGAAUGCGCGCAACGGGAGCGCAAGUCCUGGAGCGCAGCGCAGCGCUGAGGCGAGGAACGGAGCGCUCGGAGCUCGGCGGAGCGCGGUGUCCUCGGCAAUGCAAUCCGCGCGGCUGCGCGUCCUCCUGCCUCUGCUGGGCUGCCUCCUAUCCGCGGCAUCCAGCACGCGCCCAGAGUGCAGCAUCAUGCUGGAGAUUGAAGAGGAACGCAGCCAGUGCCUGGCAGAGAUCACUGAGGAUAAUCAGACCUCAGGUUGCAGAAGGCAGUGGGACAACAUCACGUGCUGGCCUGAAGCGCAGGUGGGAGCGGUUGUGGUGAAGCCAUGCCCAAAGUACUUCAGGUUCCUCACCACUUUUCUUGGAAAUGUGAGCAGGAAUUGCACAAGUCAGGGCUGGACAGAUGUGUACCCUGCACCGUAUGCUGUUGCUUGCGGCUACGAUUCCAACAGCACACCAGGGGAAGAGCAAACGGCGUUCUAUGGCACAGUCAAGACCGGCUACACCAUUGGACAUACCUUAUCACUCAUUGCUCUCACAGCUGCUAUGAUCAUUUUAUGUCUCUUCAGAAAACUGCACUGUACUCGAAAUUAUAUACAUAUGCACCUCUUCAUGUCCUUUAUAAUGAGAGCCAUCGCAGUCUUCAUAAAAGAUGUCAUCCUGUUUGAAAGUGGAGAACCUGAACAUUGCUUUGUGAGCUCAGUAGGCUGCAAAGCCAUGAUGGUUUUCUUCCAGUACUGCGUCAUGGCCAACUUCUUCUGGCUGCUGGUGGAAGGGCUGUAUCUUCACACCCUGUUGGUCAUCUCCUUCUUUUCAGAGAGGAAGUACUUCUGGUGGUACAUCUUAAUUGGCUGGGGUGCCCCCUCCGUGUUCAUCACUGCUUGGACGGUCGUCAGGAUUUACUUUUUCAAUGUUGGAUGCUGGGAGGAAAUAAUAGAAUCCCCAAUCUGGUGGAUCAUUAAAACUCCUAUUUUGGUGUCCAUUUUGGUGAACUUCAUUCUCUUCAUUUGUAUCAUCCGUAUCUUAGUCCAGAAGUUGCAUUCCCCAGAUGUUGGACACAAUGAAACCAGCCAGUAUUCGAGACUGGCCAAGUCCACCUUGCUGCUGAUCCCUCUCUUUGGCAUUCACUACAUCAUGUUUGCUUUCUUCCCUGACAAUUUCAAAGCAGAAGUUAAGCUGGUGUUUGAGCUCGUAGUUGGGUCAUUCCAGGGUUUUGUGGUGGCUGUCCUCUACUGUUUUCUCAAUGGAGAGGUCCAAGCUGAGCUCAAGAGAAAGUGGCGGAGGUGGCACCUGGAGCGGUUCCUGGGCUCAGACAUGAAGUACCACCACCCUUCUUUGGGCAGCAACGGCACCAACUUCAGCACCCAGAUCUCCAUGCUGACCAAGUGCUCACCAAAGACACGCCGGUGCUCCAGCUUCCAGGCAGAAUUCUCUCUGGUUUGAUGGAGAGAGGCUCUCUGAGCACUGAGCAUCCAAGAGAGAGAAGGAUCCCCAGGAAUCAGUUACCUAUGGACAAAUCCUUGUGAAAUGACAUGCUCCACUUGAGCCAACAGAGGACAGAAAACUGGAAAAGCCAUUGGCAUCCAGAACGAGAUCAGACAAGCUAAGAGGCAGAGAAAUACUUUUCCUCUCCCUCUUUUCAGACCUUUCUCUCUAAGUUGGUGCCCGUGGGGCUGAUAAUGCUGAGUAAAGGUCCCAGUCACUCGA